Lucilia sericata (common green bottle fly) is the source of this 7534-nucleotide messenger RNA. RefSeq names its product receptor-type tyrosine-protein phosphatase kappa (gene Ptp36E). The record is from RefSeq and is a predicted model, not a curated record. Lineage: Eukaryota; Metazoa; Arthropoda; Insecta; Diptera; Calliphoridae. The transcript has 2 exons. Gene Ontology annotation, biological process: protein dephosphorylation. Bases 1496 to 3535 code for a protein of 679 amino acids. Gene Ontology annotation, molecular function: protein tyrosine phosphatase activity.
UUUGACAGAGCAAGUGGUAUUAAUAAUAAAAAAAAUUGAAUAUAGAAAAGAAACAAUAUUUAAAAAACGAAUAUCUAGCAAUUUAGCAAAAAUUAAAUAUAAAUAUUUAUACUUAUAUAUACACGUUUGAAACGUAACGAAAUCAGUGCACAAAAAAACUAAUAAUCUGAUAAAAUAAAAAACGAAAAUUCGCAACCGUUCUACUAACUUAAAUGCCACAAGAAAAAAUUUUAUAAUUUUGAAAAAAUAAGAAAAAAAGUAAAAAAGAAUAAUAGAUUUUCUUCCAUAUAAGGAUUUGGGCAAAAGAAAAAAUUGUAUACAUUGUUGGUGGAUCAAGAAAGAAAAACAUGUUUUCUUUUUUGGUUUGAACAUGUAAAAACGAAGUAAAUAAACAAAACGUACAAUUUAAUUGAUGGACAUUUUUCCUGCUCUUUUCUUUAUUUUUUCAACAUGGAAUUUUUGUUUUUCGCAUACAUACGUUCUUUAUAAGUAGAAAAGGUGGCGAGGCUGGCUGACUAGCUGCUGCUGGUGAAUGAAAAAUAGAAUAAAAGAAAAUUAUGAAAAAAAAGUGAAAAUUGUGAAAAUAGAGUGUGCGCCCUGAGAGAACGUGUAACAGUACUAAAAUACCAAAAAUGAGAGCAGACAUUCAUAGUUUUUUCGAAAACUCAACGAAAUAACAAACAAUUCAAAUUAAAGAAAAAAAUUAUUUAUUAAAAAUUCCAAAAACAUAAAUUCUUUGAAAAUAAACACUUGUUAGCACCUAUCAACUAAUACUAGAUUCCACUGUUAAGCAAGAAAAACACACUUUCUCUCUAAACAUUUUCUUUCGAUUAAAAUGAGAGAGCGCCAAAUAUAAAAAAGAAAACACCAAAAUAGUAGUGUAAUAUGAAAAAUGUUGCGUGAGAGCAAGAGAUGAAUGAGAUGAUGAAGGAAAAUGUAUACAGAGUGUGGCCCUAAUAUAUAGUAUUCAAUGCUAAAGUGGAUGAAACAAUAGAGUGUCAAGUAAAAAACAUUGCUUAUUAACUGCCAGUCGUUAUUUUUCUUUCUCCCGUGUUGGCAGACCAUAAAAAAAUAAAAAUACGAACAGGAAAAUACACCGAAAAGCAAAAAAAAAAAAACAUCUUAAAUAAAAUAAUAAAUUUAAAAACAUUAGAAAUUUAAAAAAAAAAAUUUCUACACAAAAAAGCACAAGCAAGCAAACAAAUAACAAACAAAAACAAAAGAGUGUGUGCGUGCGUGAGUGAGUGAGUGAGUGAGUGAGUGAGUGAACGAGUGAAAAAGUGAAUGAUUAGAUGAUUAUAAAAGCUAAAAACGUAAGACAAAAGAAAAAUAUAUUGAGCUGGCCAUCAAGCAUCAAACAAAACGUAAAAUCUAUAAAAAAUUUACCAAAUUCCUACGUUUACGCCAUGAAAGAAUAAAAUUUUCUUCCUCUAAAAACCCACCUCUUCUUCUACUACCACCACCAACACCACAGCCGUCCAAAACAUUUAGUAAAAUGCCAAAUCCCAAAGAAAAAUCUUCAGCAUCCUCGUCGAAAGAUGCAAAACACAGGUCGAGGUCAUCUGCUCGCUAUGCUGACGUCGAAGCUAAGCAGCGCAAGAGAGCCUUGCUGUCUAUACCCAAUACCAUCAAAUUGAGUAUGCUCAAUUCUGGUCUGCUGUCGUUUGAGAAAAUCAAAUUGGAGGCGCGUGAUGAAAACAAUUCCCUCUCCAAGACCAUACCCAACAAUCCCAUCGAUAUAAGGCAUUUUCUUAAACUAUGCGAAUUGAGACGUAAAUUUCCCGUACUCUAUAAAUUGGAAUUUCAGACAGCAGCCAAAGUGGAGACAAACACCUGUCGCCAUGCUCUCAGAAAAAACAAUCACGAUAAGAAUCAAAAUCCCAAGUGCAUUCCCUACGAUUACAAUCGCGUUGUCUUGCAAAAAAUACCAGGCGUACCCGAUUCCGAUUAUAUUAACGCUUCCUAUGUCGAUAGUCUUUUGAAACCCAAUGCCUAUAUUGUAACCCAGGGACCAGUCGAGGAGACAGUGAAUGCAUUUUGGCGCUUAGCAUGGCAGGAGAAUAUAAGCGCCAUCAUUAUGCUGACAAAGACAUUUGAUUUUGCCAAAGUCAUGUGUGUUCAAUAUUGGCCGCCCAAUAAGGAAGUACACGAAACCUAUGGUGAUAUUAACAUAAAUAUUGUUAAAGAAGAACAACUGGCCAAUUUCCAUAUAAGAACUUUCCGUCUUUACAAGGUAAAGGAGGGAACCAAUGAAGUAACCGAUGAAAGAUUUGUUUUGCAAUUUCACUACACCGAAUGGUAUUCCCACUCGUGUCCCUUCUCCAAUGCCGUUUUGGAGUUUCGCAGACGAGUUCGUUUGGUUGUGGGCAGCAUAAUAAAAGAUGAUGAUACCAAAGGUCCAAUGUUGGUGCACUGUAGUGAUGGUGGUGGUCGUUCGGGGGUGUAUCUAUCAAUUGAUGCCAAUCUGGAACUGGCCGAAGAGGAAGAAUGUUUUAAUGUAUUUGGUUAUUUGAAAAAACUGCGACAAUCGCGCAAAGGUCUGGUGGAAAAUGUGGAACAAUAUAAAUUUGUCUAUGAUACUUUGGAGGAGAAUAUUGUGUGCGGCAAAACUUGGUUUCCGGUAUCCGAACUAUCAGAUCGUUUAAAGGCCAAAGCGCGUCGUAACUCGUUGACUAAAAUGAAUGAUUAUCAAAUGGAAUAUGAAAAGAUUUGCAAACAAACUCCCCGCUUUACUAUAGGUGAUUGUGCUGGUGGUCAUCGUGCCGAUAAUAGAGAGAAAAAUCGUGAUGUUUUGUGUGUGCCACCCGAUAAUUUCCGUCCCUAUCUUACCUCCUUUCAAGGCAAUGCUUUUACCGACUACAUAAACUCGGUAUUUGUGGAUGGCUAUACUAAACCCCGUGAAUAUAUUGUAACCGAAUGGCCCAUGAAACAUACGCUGGGUGAAUUCUGGUCUUUAGUCUACGAUCAAGAAUGUUCUGCCGUAGUCGUACUCUGUCAGCCACCAGCCAACUCUCAAAGUUAUCCCUCAUUUUGGCCGCAUAAAUCUAAAAUGGAAAAAUAUGGUCCUGUCUUUUCGGUGCACUAUUCAUCGGCCAAAAGCUAUACCAACAUUAAGCAAUGGGAAUUUAAAAUAAAUAAGAAAAUUGUCUCACUAACCGAAAUGAUGGCAGGCGUCAAGGCUCCCACACGUACCGUACAACUUUUCCAGUUAACCUGUUGGCCCAUGGGUCACAAGGUACCCUCUUCCACUAACUCUUUGGUCUAUCUAAUGAAUAUGGUUGAAAUGUGGCGUGCUAAAACCGAUUAUGGUCCCGUAUGUGUUGUCUCUCCAGAUGGUCGCAGUCGUGCCGGUGUUUAUUGUGCUGCCAAUGCUUGUAUUGAACAGGUAAUACAACAUGGUGAGGUGGAUGUUUUUCAAGCUGUCAAAACGGUGAGACGUCAUCGUCCACAAUUAGUUGAGAAUAUGACCGAAUAUAAAUAUUGUUAUGAUUUAGUUUUGCAUUAUGUUUUACAUUUCUUGAACAAAAAUGAUUAAGCUAUGUUUGUAUGUGGUAAAUGUUGUUGUAAAUGGAAGGUAUUAGAGGAUUUCAAAAGGUGUGAUAAUGAGAGAGGAAAUGUUAAUGAUGAUUUAUUAUAGAAGACUUGUCAUAUUCAUUAGUUUAAAGUUAUAUUUAAAGCAUUUCCCUGAGAGUUUAACAAAGUUGAGAUAUAAUAAUGUCAUGAAGUUUUCCAUAAUGUGGAUGAAAUAUUUCACUUAUCUGCAUACUGUUAACACGACAUUGUUUCCAUAGAAAUUCUUUUCAAAAUCUGAAGUAAUCGGAUAGAAUGUUAUUUCGGAAAAGUAGAAUUUUAAACAAAAAUCCCUAAACAACCUAAAUUAUAUAAAACUGCAACAUGUUUCUUUACUAAAACAACGAUCAACAUGUUGCUAAAGACAGAAACUUAUUGCUGAAAGAAUAAAUUUUAAAUAAAUAUAUUGGUAAACAAAUUUCGCUAAUAAAAUGGAAAAUUUUCAGUAAAACUUAUAUAUGCAAUAUAUAGAAAAAGACAUGUUGCUGAAACAUCUUUAACGAGAUAUGGUUUCUAAUGAACUAGUUUUGCAUUAUUUUACUAGAUGUGCUUUAAACAGUUUGAAUCAUAAUCUAUAAAUUUAAAUCAUAGAAAAUAUAAUAUCGCUAGCAACAUUAAAAGAAUUUCGCUAAUCACAUGAAAAUUUUCAGUAAAACUUGUAUGCAAAUGCAUGUAUUUGCGAGCUAUACAUGUUGCUGAAAUGUUUCACUAUUUCUAGCGACAAUUUUGAUUUAAAAUAGCAAUAUUUACAAAAACACAUGUUGCUGAAACAUUUAAUCCACUUUAGAAUUUAGAAAAUUUUUAGACUGUUUAUAACAGCUUUGAAUAUUUAAAAAUAAAACAUUUAAUUUAUCUGAAUGUUGUUAACAGAACAUUGUUUCUAACGAAAUUGAUUUUCAAAUUGGAAUAGAAACAUGUUGCUGGAACAAUAAUUCUUCUAGAACCAGCUCUAUCUGGAAACAGCUAUACUCUCAAUAGUGAUGGGGAAAUCUAAAGAAAUAAAUUUUCAACAUGUUGAUAAAGAAGCUUUAAUUACAACUAAAAGAAUAAACAGCUGUAUUUAGGGCUUUCAACAUGUUGCUAGUAACAUACACUGUUUAAAGCUUUCUUCUUCUUCUUCUCAAACACUGUUUAAAGUUUUCUUCUUUUCAUCCAAAAUAUUUCUGGAUUAAUUUUAAACUUAAUUUUUAAGCUUGGUGAAUAUAAGAAGAAUACAAACAAUAUGUUGCUGGCAACAUUCGUUAGUGUUGCUAGAAUAAUUCUAUAAUAUUAACAAGUUUCAUUUAGUACAAAAUACACUAUUCAACAUCUCUCUAUAAAUGUUAUGCAAAAUUGUUAUAAAAAAUAUUUCUGAAAUGUAUUUGGCAACAUUCCAGCAACAUUUUAAACUUACAUUUAAAAUACUAUAGGCAAAUAGCUGGUGAUCAACCUUAACUAAUUGUUGAGGAUGUCAAAACUAUAAAAUUUCACUCUAAACUUAUUCUCAAAUAAAAUGUUGUGUCUGUUGUUUCAGAAACUUUAUACAAGAUUCUAAGGGUCUACAAAAAUUAUAUUCAUUUGUAAAGUACUUGAGAAAUUAAAUAAAUUUGUAGAAAUAUUUCGCUUAUAAACGUAACUAAACAAAGUUUAUUAACAUUCUAGAUAGUAUUGAGUAUAAUUUAUUAAAUAAUCUCAAAAUGUUACGGUUAAUGAGAACAAACUCUAAACAUGUUGCUAAAGACUUACCCCCAUUUUAAAAAGAGCUUAGUAAACCAUAAAUAAGCAAUUAAUAUGAAUACGAGGAUUAGGUUAUUAGCAAUAAUCAACUAUCAGCCAACUCUAUACGAAUAACUGUUUUAUAAAUCUUUGUUGCUUUGUUUUCUAAACAUGUUGCUGAAAAAACAAACUUUCAAAUUAAAUGAAUAUUAACAAUAAAUUAAGCAAAUUUCCAUUCUUUACUAUAAAACAAAAACACACACACACCUUUCGAAAUCCCCUAAUACAUAUAAGCACAAAUUAAUUUAAUUUUGCUCUUAACUCUCAUCCUAGAAGCAAUAUAUUUGAAGUAUUUAAACUAAAUCUUAAUAACUAAAAAACGAAACUUAACAUACUAAAUGUAGUAGUUUAAUUGAAUUGAAUGUAUAAUGUAUAUUUUAACUUAACCCACUUUAAGUAAAUUAUUUGCCAAAACCCUAUAAAAAAAAAUUAAAAAUAAUAUAAUAAAAUGUACUGAAUUUAUUUUUUUGAACGAAUACAAAUAUAAAAUAUUUUAAUACCAAAUCCUUUUAGACGAUUAAAAACGAAAACAAAAAAUUAUUUAUAUAUAUAUUGAUGUUAUAUGUACUGAUUUUGUCCUACAAAAUGUAAAAAAACAAAAAAAUUAUAUGCCUUAAAAAAUGUAAGCCUCAAUUUGUUAACAAUAAAUAUUUAAAAAUAUAAAAACCCCUAAAUUAAGUUAAAAUAAUGAGAUGUUAAUAUUUUUAGUUAUUUAUAGUAAAAUAUAUUUUUGUUUAUUUUAACUGUCAUCUUUACUUUAAGAAAAGAUUUCAUAAACAUUUUAGUUAAAAUUAUUUUUUUUUAAUGUUUUUAUUUAAUUUGUUAUAUUUUUAACAACAUGCUUAAUACUCUGUUACAAUUUUAUUUACCAAUUGCAAAAACAACUCAAAACUUUUGAACAUUUUCAUCAAAAUUGCAGUAACAUUUAAAGACAAACGAUCAAAUAAACAGACGUGGAUUUAAGGAGUUGUAUCUGCCUUUAAAAAUUUUGAACCAUAUUGUAAAGUGUUCUUAACUAUACGAACAAAAUGAUAUUAGUUUAUAGUACUCUUAGAAAUAUUUUCAACAAAAACUGCCCCUGUUGCCCCAUUGUCAACUUCCAAAAGAAUUAGUUUCAAUAUUAAAUAAAAAGAGUAUUUAUUAUUUAUAAUUUCCUUAGAUUACUUAAUCAACCUAAAUCAACAAAAAACGAAAUUAGAAAAUGUGGCAACAUGUUGCUAAUAAAAAUAAAAAUGUUGUUUAAACAUCUUACUUCCUAAAGAAAGCUAUUGUUAAAAAAUAAAAUUUUUUUCAUUUAAAACAAAAUUUGUUUAAGUUUUAAUUAUUUUCAAACCAGCAUAGGAAACCUAGUUAAACUAGUAUCAGCAACAUGUUGCAAAUAUAUUUCUGUUACCAAACAUCUUAAAUUUUUUUUUAUUUAUUUCAAAGUUGAAACUUUCGAUAUUUAUAUUUUACUUAAUGAUUUUUAACCAGCAAAAUGAAAUGUAGUAGAAAAUUCAGCAACAUGUUGUUAAUACUUAGAUACUCCAGUUAAAUGUUCUUUAAUUAUAGCUUCUUUAUUUGCUAAAAUGAAUUUAUUUUAAAUGAUUAUUCAACCACUUUUUUUCACAUAGCGACAUGUCACUAUCAAUUUGUGAGACCCAAUGAUUCACUAAAUAAUGAUUUAAUGUUUAUCUUAUAUUAUUUUUUUAGGAAAUCAAUAUUUUUUAUUCAGCAACAUGUUGCUAAUAAGUUUUGAGUCGUAACAUUUCACUAAAAAUGUUUAUACUUAUAUACUUCAUAAAUGUUUAUUUUAAUUCAAUAGAAACCAACUUGAAAUUCAUUAAAGUUAUUUUUUUGUACAGCAACAUGUUGCUAUUUUCUAAAAAUGUUUAUAUCUGCAAAAUAAAACAAAAGCAAUAUAUUAAUAAUUUAUUUUGAGUCACACUGUUUCAUUAGAAAAAGUUUGUCCAUAUUAAAUUUCUCAAAAAGAAACCUUAAUUUAUUUUUAACAUUUAGCAACAUGUUGCUAUUAAGUUUUGGGUCAUAACGUUUCACCAACAAAGUUUAUAUUCAACAUUUUUUUUAAUAUUUAAUUUAAAUGUAUUUGCUCCGACAAAUCGAAACCAAAUCCCAGAUUAUGAAAUGCCUUUUUUAUGUAUCCAGCAGGAUUGGGGGGGGUAAUCACUACAUUUUCAAUUACAAUUACAUUUGAAGUAAUUGUAAUUGA